UAUAGAUCUCUCUCUCCCUCACUCCCACUCGCUCCCCCUCUCUCCACCUUCCCAGUCCCUGAUUGGUUUUCAACCUGUGUGCCACCGACAGGCAAAUCUGUGAUACAGAGAUAUUGAGAAAGACAGAAGAGAAUGGGGAUAGGGUAAAGGAGACUAAGGCAAGCAUAGGAGUUCUAAAGAAUGAGCAGUACAACAGCCGCAGCUGAGUGAAGAGAAUACCUAUAGCCAGGAGACAGAGGCAACUAACCAACAUCCAUUGCAGCAAGGAGCACCUGUCCCUGCCUACCUGUGAGCUGUAACUGAAUACAGUACAGACAUGCAUGUGCUGACACACCUGUACAUAACUGUUCUAAAGCAGAAAUGAAGCUGCUACAGCCAUGCAGUAGCUGAAAAGAAUAACAAUAAGGUCCUCGAGAGAGAGUCAGAAACAUCCAAAAGAAAUUGAUACAUGCUGAAAAAAUACAUUUUAACAAGAAUGGUGCCACCAAUUUAAUGAGAAAACAAAGAGUAGUAAAGAAGUAUAAAAGAAACAAAAGAUAUCCUUUGCAUCUUACAGUACGCGGCUCUGGCUUCUGUUUCCUAAAGCAAUAAUUUGAAAUCAAGGAGAAAUCAUUUCCAGAAAAUACUGUGUUCUAUUUUAUGAAGAUAAACAUAAGGCUGAUACCAGAGACUCUUCACUCUGAUUUGUGAACUGUGGAAUAUCCUACAAAAUGUAAAACCUAACUCGAAUAUGAUUCAAAUCCACAUUUAAAGUGAGGCAGCAUGAAAUUUUUAGUUUAUGAGAAAGCAAAGCAAAGCAUAUCUACAGAAGAAUAGUUUCUGAAAUCAAGAGGCAACGUAAGUUGUUUAGUUUACCUCAAUAAUGACACCAACCUUUCCAACUACCCUGCUUGAGAGCUCCUACAAUGAGUUUAACGCAACCCUUAAUACCAAUAUUUCAUUUAAUCAGAAUGGAACCUCUCCUGGACUCCUAAUUCCUCUUGUCUAUCUGGUUGUAUGUGCAGUAGGUUUAUGGGGAAAUACAUUGGUUAUAUACUUGGCAUGGCGCAGUCCUGCUGGCCAGAACUCAGUAACUGCCCUUUAUAUUCUUAAUCUGGCAAUGGCUGAUGACCUUUUCAUGUUGGGUCUUCCCUUUCUUGCAGCCCAGAAUGCCCUAUCCUACUGGCCCUUUGGUUCACCUGCGUGCCGCAUAGUAAUGACUCUAGAUGCAGUUAACCAGUUUACCAGUAUCUUUUGCCUGACAGUUCUAAGUUUUGAUAGAUAUCUCGCUGUAGUGCGUCCAUUUCAGUCUGUCAAGUGGAGAAAACCUAAGGUGGCAAAAUUUGUCAAUGUGACUGUGUGGAUCGUAUCAUUUCUGGUUGUGCUCCCUGUUGUAUUCUUUUCUGGUGUGCCAGGGGAUACUGGGACUUGUCACAUAGCAUGGCCUGAGCCAGCACACAUAUGGAGAACUGGUUUUAUUCUGUACACUGCUGCCCUUGGCUUCUUUUGCCCCCUACUUGUAAUCUGCAUUUGCCACUUACUGAUAGUGGCCCAAAUACGUUCUUCUGGAAAGCGUGUUAGAGUAGCUCCAAAUCGCAGACAGGGGCCUGAAAGAAAGGUAACCAAGAUGGUGGCUCUAACAGUCACUGCAUUUGUCCUAUGCUGGUUUCCCUUUUAUGCACUGAACAUUAUCAAUCUUUUGUGGCCCCUGCCAGAAAGUCCUAAGCUUUAUGGGCUAUAUUCAUUUGUGGUAGCCCUUUCUUAUGCAAACAGCUGUCUCAAUCCAAUUAUUUAUGCUCUCCUCGCUCGACCUUUCCAGCGAGGCUUGAGAAGAGUCCUUUGCAGGACAUCUGUCCGUGUUGCUCAUGGAACAUUAAAAGGAGGUGAAGAUGAGGUACAUGAAGAAGCUAGCAGGGUUAAUGGUAUAUCUCAAGAAGGGAGAAGUGUCAGAACAGAUGGAGGAGAAGGAAAUAGCAUGAAAGCUAUAAGUCAGAAUCAAGUCCAACAAGAAGUUAGUACAGCUGCACAAAAAUCUCUACCAGAGGAUCUGGGGGCCUGUGAAAAAGAAAGUAUGCUAAGAAUCAGUUACUUGUGACAUAAAGAGAAAAUAUGCUUAUAAGUAUAUUAUGGACCUCUGUGACUCAUCAUGAUGGAAACAUUGACUCUCUACCACUCUUUCUUAAAUGCUACUACUGAUUGUGCUUAUUAUGUGACGACACACCAAACUGGUCCAUGGUUCUCAUAGCUUUGGUAUAUAAAUUAUCUAAGAUAAAUAGAGAACAAUGAAGGAAAUGGAGACUAGUCAACCCUGUGUAAUAAUCUCUUACUACUAAUUGGUUAAUGUUAUUAAGUGAGCUCUGCAGGUCAGAGCCAAAUAACUGCUACCUAAAGUGCUAUGCUGUAACAUUUACAUAUGGAUUAGACACAUGUUUCCAUAAAAAAAAAACUACAACAAUAUGGUUCUGUAUAAUAAUUUUGAUUUCUUUAACAUUUUCAUUUCAAGGUUACAAACUAACAUAUGAAAAGC
Messenger RNA from Xenopus laevis (African clawed frog), 2506 nucleotides. It is a transcript of the gene sstr3.S, whose product is annotated as somatostatin receptor 3 S homeolog. Gene Ontology annotation, cellular component: plasma membrane; membrane; neuron projection. The record is from RefSeq and is a predicted model, not a curated record. Gene Ontology annotation, molecular function: G protein-coupled receptor activity; neuropeptide binding; peptide binding. Bases 863 to 2074 code for a protein of 403 amino acids. Lineage: Eukaryota; Metazoa; Chordata; Amphibia; Anura; Pipidae. The transcript is spliced from 2 exons. Gene Ontology annotation, biological process: signal transduction; G protein-coupled receptor signaling pathway; neuropeptide signaling pathway.